CGUAAAGUGUAGCGUAGUUGUUUAGAAUGAGGAGGUGUAUGUCUGACUUAGAGCAGUUACCUGUCAAUUUUAAUAUUUUGUACUGCUGUUGUUGACGAAGAGAGCAGCGUCAUAAUGUCAAAGCCCACUCUUCUCAUCCUGUAUGGGAGCCAGACUGGGACUGCCCAGGACACGGCCCAGAGGAUUGCACGACAGGCGAAAAGAAAGUGGCUGCACGUUCAAGUGUUGCCUCUGGAUAGCUACAACGUGGCCAACUUGAUCUCAGAGUCCCUGGUAGUUUUUGUGUGUUCCACCACUGGCCAAGGAGACCCUCCAGACAAUAUGAAGAACUUCUGGAGGUUUCUCUUCAAGAAAUCUUUACCUGUUGGAUCUCUGAGUCGACUGGACUGUGCUGUACUGGGCCUAGGUGACUCCUCCUAUCCAAAGUUCAAUUUUGUGGCCAAGAAGCUUCAUAAGCGCCUUCUGCAGCUGGGUGCUAGCACACUGCUGCCUGUUGGGCUGGCAGAUGACCAACAUGACCUGGGGGCAGAUGCUGUGAUUGACCCAUGGCUCACAUCGUUUUGGGAGAACGUGUUUGCCCUCUACCCAUCUUUGGCUGAUGUGAAACCACUUAGGGAAGAUGAACCGCUCCCUCCAACGUACACUUUCCACUUCCUGGAUGAUGCAAAAGAGGAGACAGACGACAGGCUGAGGAUUUCCACUGAGCAAACUGUCCACUCCCAGUCUCAUCCCUUUCUUGCCAGACUGGUGUCCAAUAGGAGAGUAACAGACCUGUCACACUUCCAGGAUGUGAGGCACAUAGAGUUUGACAUCACUGGAUCCAGUAUGGAAUUUGAUGCGGGUGACGUGGUGAUGAUGCGUCCUUGUAACGCACCAGAAGACGUACAACACUUCUGUCAACUGAUGAAAUUAGAUCCAGAGGCCAGGUUCACUCUGAGGGCCACAGACAACACUGCAGUUCCAGCCAGGCUUCCUCAGCCCUGCACUGUGCGCCACCUGAUGGAGAGCUUCUUGGACAUCGCCGCCGUACCUCGCCGUUCCUUCUUUGAGCUGCUGUCUACCUUCGCCACCAAUGAGCUGGAGCGGGAUAAGCUGCUUGAGUUCAGCUCCGCGGCGGGUCAGACCGAGCUGCACAGCUACUGCAACCUGCCCCGACGCACCGCGCUGGAGGUCUUGGCAGAUUUCCCCCACACUACAGCACAAGUCAAAGCAGACUAUCUCCUGGAUCUGUUCCCCGAGAUCCAGCCUCGCUCGUUCUCCAUCGCCUCCUCUCUCCAGGCUCAUCCACAGAGACUUCAAAUCCUGGUAGCUGUCGUCCGAUACAAAACCAAGUUGUAUAAACCACGAAGAGGCCUGUGCUCCACCUGGUUAGCCUCCUUGGACCCUGCACAAGGAGAGGUGUAUGUGCCUCUGUGGGUGAAGAAGGGAAGUCUGAAGUUCCCUAAAGAGGUGGACACCCCUGUGAUAAUGGUUGGACCUGGAACAGGAGUGGCACCGUUCAGGUCAGCGUUGCAAGAGAGGACUGCUGAGGGAAAAACUGCCAACGUCCUGUUCUUCGGCUGUCGCUCAGAGUCCAAAGACUUCUACUUCAGGUCAGAGUGGGAGGAGAUGAUGAAGGCGGGACAUCUGAUCCUCGUCACUGCCUUCUCACGAGACCAGGAGGAGAAGGUGUACGUGCAGCACCGUGUGAAGGAGAACGCCGGGCUCCUGUGGGAUCUGAUUGCCAAUAAAAGUGCCUGCUUUUACAUCGCCGGCAAUGCCAAACAGAUGCCAGCCAGUGUGAGCGAUGCUUUGAAAGAGGUGUUCCAGCAGGAGGGGGGCAUGUCCCCCGAGGAAGCUGAGCAAAUGUUUGCAGCCAUGGAGAGGACGGGCCGGCUUCAGAGCGAGACCUGGUCCUGAUCAUGUUAUCUCAACCCCGUUUUCCUCAGAGUUCACGGCUGCAGCCGCUGCAGCGAACAUCACAGCCUCCAGCAGCUAAACGCACCCUCGGGUGUUUUGUAUUGCUCAUAAAAUCAAUUUUACAUAUGUUAAAGAUUGUUAUUUCUUCUUCCCGAAAACUUUUAAAGUCUACAGUAAAAUUAAAAAUCAUCUCUCGCCACAGAGGGUCCAGUUCCGGUGCGAUUUACGAAGUCGAUUUGUAUUAACGAUGCCAUUCGAGAAACAAUUUAAAAACUCCACUCUGUUGUUAGUGUUCUGUUUGGACCUGUACUCCAUUAGUCUCAGCUAGGAUCCAUUAAUGUGUCCAAAGUGGCGUCUCUAAAAGCCGGCGGAGGAGGAAUUUUCCAUUUCAUGUGUGCAUUAUGAAUGAAGAGGCUGAGCAGCACAAUAACAUGCAAAAGAGAGAGUGGUGUGAAAACUUGUGAAGCAGCAGUUGCGGUCGUACUAUAUGUGAAACAUUGACCUUGCAAAGAUUUGUUUUUCUUAAUUUGAAUUACAUUUAUUUAUAAUUAAUUGUAAUUAUAUUUUAUUUGCAUUUGUUGAAGCAGCAUGAGUACUGGGGAAAUUGAUUUUGACUUUAAAAAACCCAUAUAAAUAACCUAUUGCAAUGAACUGUAUGGUAUGCAAUAACAGAUACUCCCAUUUUCACAUAACAUUAAAGGUUAACCUGACCUUCAUACACAGGCCAAAUGAUUCCAGGUGCUUUUAAAGGGCAUUUCGAGUUUUAUGGAGCAACACUUACAAUAUUUGUAAGUAAGACAGUCUGUUUGCAUGCCAUUGGUUUACAAAUGCCAGACUGCUGAGGGGAAAAAAAAAAAGAAAUUGUAAAGUAUAAAAGGGAAAUGCGUCAUGUAAAAAUACUGGCGU
This is a messenger RNA of Toxotes jaculatrix (banded archerfish), 2805 nucleotides long. It is a transcript of the gene ndor1, whose product is annotated as NADPH dependent diflavin oxidoreductase 1. Gene Ontology annotation, molecular function: FMN binding; flavin adenine dinucleotide binding; NADPH-hemoprotein reductase activity. Gene Ontology annotation, cellular component: cytosol. The record is from RefSeq and is a predicted model, not a curated record. NCBI's taxonomy places the organism in Eukaryota, Metazoa, Chordata, Actinopteri, Toxotidae. The transcript has 15 exons. The coding region runs from base 115 to 1899 and encodes 594 amino acids.